AUGAUUAAUUAUAACUUAAAUAUAUUCAACAACAUCCUUCAUUAGGUUUAGAUCUAGAAUUCAGUUGACUACCUUAAAUAGUUUAUGCAUUAGAGAGUAAGAAAAUUGUUUUUUGCAUUUGAGGUUGAUGAAUUAAAGUAGAUAUUUUAAAACUUUUAUGAGCUUAUUAAUCUGCUUAUAAUUAAGGAUCCUACUUAGCCUUUGCUCCUAAUUCAAAUGCAGUUUAGAAAGCCUCUUUUACUCCUUCUCCAUUUCUUGAAGAUGUCAAGAACAAAGGAAAAUCAAUAUUAAAAUUAGCUUUCAAUGCUAUUUAAAUUUACUAUAGUUAUUCCUUAGUGUAUUAGAUAGGGAGAUCCUUUUUAGUUCCAAUUAUGAUCAUUU
Paramecium sonneborni is the source of this 381-nucleotide messenger RNA. The record is from the annotation of a GenBank genome assembly. NCBI's taxonomy places the organism in Eukaryota, Ciliophora, Oligohymenophorea, Peniculida, Parameciidae.